Molecule: messenger RNA, 3153 nt
Organism: Equus caballus (horse)
Lineage: Eukaryota; Metazoa; Chordata; Mammalia; Perissodactyla; Equidae
Gene: MDM4
Product: MDM4 regulator of p53
Biological process (GO): negative regulation of apoptotic process; protein ubiquitination; regulation of cell cycle
Cellular component (GO): nucleus
Molecular function (GO): ubiquitin-protein transferase activity
Source: RefSeq, a predicted model, not a curated record
GCCGCAGAGCGCUGCUCGAGCCUCGUGGAGGGCCCGCGCCCGGAGCCGCCGCUGCCCGCCGUGUCGGCGGCGGGAGGAGGCGGAGGGGCUGCGGCUGAGUUCAGCGUUAGCCCCCUCCCUCGUACAGCCGUCGGAGGAGAAGAUUUAUCAACAGACUGCAGCUUCUUCACUGCCAAAAUGACAUCAUUUUCCACCUCUGCCCAGUGUUCAACAUCUGACAGUGCUUGCAGGAUCUCUCCAGAACAAAUCAAUCAGGUACGACCAAAACUGCCACUUCUGAAGAUUUUGCAGGCAGCAGGUGCACAAGGUGAAAUGUUCACUGUUAAAGAGGUCAUGCACUAUCUAGGCCAGUACAUAAUGGUGAAGCAGCUUUAUGACCAGCAGGAGCAGCAUAUGGUAUACUGUGGUGGAGAUCUUUUGGGAGAACUACUAGGACGUCAGAGCUUCUCCGUAAAAGAUCCAAGCCCUCUCUAUGAUAUGCUAAGAAAGAAUCUUGUCACUUUAGCCACUGCUUCUACAGAUGCCGCUCAGACUCUCGCUCUCGCACAGGAUCACAGUAUGGAUAUUCCAAGUCAAGACCAACUGAAGCUUUCCCUUUUUUUUCAGCAAAGUGCAGAGGAAAGUUCCAAUUCCAGGAAAAGAAUUGAAGAAGGGAAUAUUCCUACACUGUCUACCUCACAGCAUAAAUGCAAAAAUUCUAGAGAAGAUGAAGACUUGAUAGAAAAUUUAACUCCAGAUGAGACGUCUAGGCUGGACCUUGGGUUUGAGGAGUGGGAUGUGGCCGGCCUGCCUUGGUGGUUUUUAGGAAACUUAAGAAACAACUAUACCCCUAGAAGUAAUGGCUCAACUGAUUUACAGACAAAUCAGGAUAUAGGUACUGCUGUUGUUUCAGACACCACGGAUGACUUGUGGUUUUUGAAUGAGUCAGUGUCAGAGCAGUUUGGUGUUGGAAUAAAAGUUGAAGCUGCCGAUACCGAACAAACAAGUGAAGAAGUAGGGAAAGUGCGAGACAAAAAGGUGAUUGAAGUGGGGAAAAAUGAUGACCUGGAGGACUCGAAGUCCUUAAGUGAUGACACUGAUGUAGAAGUUACCUCUGAGGAUGAGUGGCAGUGUACUGAGUGCAAGAAAUUUAACUCUCCAAGCAAGAGGUACUGUUUUCGUUGCUGGGCCUUGAGGAAGGAUUGGUAUUCAGAUUGUUCUAAGUUAACCCAUUCUCUUUCCACAUCUGAUAUCACUGCCAUACCCGAAAAGAAGGAAAAUGAAGGAAUUGAUGUCCCUGAUUGCCGAAGAACCAUUUCAGCUCCAGUUGUUAGACCUAAAGAUGUAUAUAUAAAGGAAGAAAACCCCAAACUUUUUGAUCCCUGCAAUUCAGUGGAAUUCUUGGAUUUGGCUCACAGUUCUGAAAGCCAAGAGACCAUAUCAAGCAUGGGAGAACAAUCAGAUAACCUUUUUGAACAGAGAACAGAUACAGAAAACAUGGAGGAUUGCCAGAAUCUCCUGAAGCCAUGUAGCCUAUGUGAGAAAAGACCACGAGAUGGGAACAUUAUUCAUGGGAGGACAGGUCAUCUUGUUACUUGUUUUCACUGUGCCAGAAGAUUAAAGAAGGCUGGGGCUUCGUGCCCUAUUUGCAAGAAAGAGAUUCAGUUGGUUAUCAAGGUUUUUAUAGCAUAGCUGAAUCAAUGAAUUGUAGAUAAAUAUUAAUAAGGCCAGACGAUAUCUCAAAACGUCAGUAUUGACCAUCUCUACUGAGUGCGACCCGUUGCUUCUGUUGAUUUAUUCAUCUAAACAUCUGUGUUCCAGGACAUAUUUGCUUCUAAACCUACAUGGAAUUUGAGAAGGAGUUCUUUAGAACUAGGUUAUCAGUUUGGGGGCUCCAUUAACAAUAUGAAAAGAUAUGUUAAUCACUUCAUUCUCCGUCAAAGUUGAGGAUCCUAGGAGGGAGAAGCUACCAGUACAAACAAAAAUUGAUUCAUCGAUUUACCAGGUUACUUAAAGAGUAAUCAUUUCUUUAGUUAAUUUUAUUCCCUACUCUUCUUUUCUAUUAGGGAAUGUUCUUAGGCAUCAAAAUGCAAGGUUGCUAUUAGAAAAAUAUAAAAGCUACCAAUGAAAAACCUUAAUUUGAUUAGUCAAGCUACAUAGUAUGUAGAUCACUUGAUGUUGCGAUCAGGCUGCAUGAUUCAGAGAAGCCAAAAGAGAAGUCUUGAAAAAUGAGAUUUCUUGCAUGUGUGCCUAGAAAAAUUACAUCAAACAUUUUUGUGAACAUAUCCCUAAAAGAAUUUUGAGAAAGUAUAUGUAAUCUUUUGCACAUGUAAAAAAUUGAGGUAUAUUAGCAAACAGUCAAGUGUUCCUUUCUGCUGGUUGUAGACAUCUAAAUAACCACCCAAAAUAAGCUACAGAGCGUCUCUGUUACUGCACAAUUUUUCCUGUGCCCUCCACUGUUUCAUGGCUCUCACCCUAGAUUACUUUUCCUUUUGCACAGGUUUAAUUUAGCAUCUAGAUUUUUUAAACAAAUUUAAGUACUUAGGAUAUACUAUCCAGUGUAUUCUAUAUGUGCUUUAAAGAUAUUUUUAUCAAAGCCUGGGAGCUGUAGAUUUAGCUGAUUAAAUUUAUAGAAAAAAGUCCUGGCAUAAAUUGGCAAAGCCUAUUCUUAUUAUAAAAUUAAUCAGCCAAAUUAGACUUCACUUUCAGUCAGAAAAUAUUUGAAUUUAUUUUUGAUUCAAAUAAAUGUAUUAACAUAUGUCUCUGGCACAGCCUUGUGAAUUGCAGUUCUAAGAAAGAAAGAUAAGGCACAGAAUUUUUAACCAAAGCGCUCUUUGCUUUACUCUGUCCUCACUCUUGAGAGUCCUCUGGGGGUUUUAUCCUUUCAUUUGAUGCCUCUAGAGAUUUUUUACACUCUGAGGCAGUGCCUCAUAGAAAGAUUCUAGAUGGGUGAGAGGCAGCCUUUCUUUUGAAAAUAGGGAGUAUGGCUGUUAUGAAAAGGAAAUACAGAAAUGGUCGAUCUGAAGAGGGCUCAUCUGAGCACAUAAAUCUUAGGACAUUACGUAUGGAAAUUAAAGAUCUUUAAAUUGAUAUCCUGUGUCAUUUUGAAGACCAAGGCCCUAGAAUUAUCAAAUUUAAAGAUCAUAAUAGUUUCCUGGAUUGCUUGUUAAAACU